AGCCCGCACCCCAACAUGCCCCCCCCCCCCCCGAACCCUGGUCCUCCGACCACAGCACAGCACCCUUUGCAAACCAGCCGGGCCGCGCCGACGGUUGCAGUAUUCUUGCAUUUUGCAAUUCCCGCGCGUUCCCUAUUGAACCCCUGGGUGGGAGUUAAAAUCAAACGCCAUUCCGCCUGGCAGGAUCGGGCGGGGAAAGACACGUCCAGGACUGCAAGACGACGCCAGCCACGUGAGACGUGCUGGGGCUUUUCCACCGUGCGGCCCCCCAGGAGGGAAGCCGCGUCCCCCCCCCCCCGCCCAGCAGCAGCAGCAGCAGCAGCAGCACCCCCAGCACCCAGCCAGGCCGAGCUCCCAGGCCACCGCGGGCCGGCGGGGGCCCCGCCCCCAGGCUUCGCCCCGCCCCCAGCAAGAAAAAAAAUUGGCGGCGGCCAAUGGGAGGCCGGGAAGGCACCUGACGUCCGCUGGCCGGCGGGCAGCCUGUUGCCUGGAGACCCCAGCGGGGCGAGCCCGUCCCCUCCCCCGGCGCGCGGCUGGCUAUAUAGGGCGCGAGCGCGGCUGCCCCCGAGUUCCAGCAGUCCGCGAGCUGCCGCCGGCUCCGCGCUGGGGGGGGGGCGGGCGGGCUUGGCACCCCGGGGCGCGGAGGAGCAGCGCUCUUGGCUUCUCCUUCUUUUCCCCCCACGCCGCACUCCCCGGGGCACCCUCCGACGCGUCCACGCUGCUCCCCCCUCUCCCUCCUUCCUCGCUCCCCGCCGACUUCGGGUCCCUCCCCCGCCCCUCUCCCGUUAUCCGUCGUGGCUCCUCCGGUCCGGCAGUGCCGCCGCGCCGAAGGCUCCCUCGGACCUCCUCCCAGCCUGCAGCCCGGACCCUUACAGGAUCCAGAAACAUGUCGACCACACUUCUGCCCGCCUUCUACGACAUCGACUUCUUGUGCAAGACGGAGAAAUCCCUGGCCAACCUCCAUCUGAACAACAUGCUGGACAAGAAGGCGGUGGGCACGCCCGUGGCCGCUGCCGCCGCCCCCAGCGCGGCCUUCACGCCGGGCUUCCUCCGACGGCACUCGGCCAGCAACCUGCACGCGCUCGCCCACCCCGCGGCGCCCAGCCCGGGCAGCUGCUCGCCCAAGUUCCCGGGCGCGCCCAGCGGCGGCGGCGGCGGCGGGGUGGCGGGGAGCCCGGCUGCCCCCUACAGCAGCAGCAGCCUCAAGGAGCCGUCGGGGGGCGGCGGCGGCGGCGGCGGCACCGCGCUGCUCAACAAGGAGAACAAAUUCCGGGACCGCUCCUUCAGCGAGAACGGCGAGCGCAGCCAGCACCUCCUGCACCUGCAGCAGCAGCAGCAGCAGCAGAAGGGCGGCGGCGGCGGCGGCAGCGGCUCCCAGAUCAACUCCACGCGCUACAAGACGGAGCUGUGCCGGCCCUUCGAGGAGAGCGGCACGUGCAAGUACGGCGAGAAGUGCCAGUUCGCCCACGGCUUCCACGAGCUGCGCAGCCUGACCCGCCACCCCAAGUACAAGACGGAGCUGUGCCGCACCUUCCACACCAUCGGCUUCUGCCCCUACGGGCCGCGCUGCCACUUCAUCCACAACGCGGACGAGCGGCGGCCCGCGCCCUCGGGCGGCGGCGGCGGCGGGGGCGCCUCCUCCGGGGGGGACCUGCGCGCCUUCGGUGCCCGCGUUGGCGGCGACGCGCUGGCCCUGGGCUUCCCCCGGGAGCCGCGGCCCAAGCUGCAUCACAGCCUCAGCUUCUCGGGCUUCCCGUCGGGCCACCACCACCAGCCUCCCGGCGGCGGCGGUGGCGGGGGCCUCGAGUCGUCGCAGCUGCUGCUGCUCGACAGCCCCACGUCCCGCACGCCGCCGCCGCCGCUGCCCUCCUGCUCCUCGGCCUCCUCCUCCUCUUGCUCUUCGUCCGCGUCCUCCUGCUCCUCCUCCACCUCCGCGGCCUCCACGCCCUCGGGCGCCCCGACGUGCUGUGCCUCCUCUGCCACGGCGGCGGCUGCAGCGGCGGCGGCCGCCGCGCUCCUGUACGGUACGGGCGGCGCCGAAGACCUGCUGGCCCCCGGCGCCCCGUGCGCCGCCUGCUCGGCCGCCUCCUGCGCCAACAACGCCUUCGCCUUCGGCCCGGAGCUCACCAGCCUCAUCACGCCGCUCGCCAUCCAGACCCACAACUUCGCCGCCGUGGCCGCCGCCUACUACCGCUCCCAGCAGCAGCAGCAGCAGCAGCCGGGCCUGGUGCCCCCCGCGCAGCCGCCCAGCGCGCCCCUGCCCGCCGCCGCGCCGCCCUCGCCGCCCUUCAGCUACCAGCUGCCGCGCCGCCUGUCCGAGUCGCCCGUGUUCGACGCGCCCCCGAGCCCCCCGGACUCGCUGUCGGACCGCGACAGCUACCUGAGCGGCUCCCUGAGCUCCGGCAGCCUCAGCGGCUCCGAGUCCCCCAGCCUGGACCCCGGCCGCCGCCUGCCCAUCUUCAGCCGCCUCUCCAUCUCCGACGACUGAGGUCUCAGAUGAGUUUGGGACUUCAGGGGGGGGGAAAAAUCAACCCAGCACCAGCAGCUACCAACCACACCAUUCCAUAUCCUCACUUGAAAAGCAUUAGUUACAGUCCAGAUGUGGGAACUCCUGUCUUGAAAGAAGUUCCUUAUUGUGUGUGUCUCAGACCAGUGUAAACAAACCAGCCAAGCCACCACCUUGUUAAACCCUAAAGGCCAAGAAUGCUUUUUUUUCCUAGACAGCGGGUGAAUGAGCAGUAGCUGUAGUUUGUAUGUACGUAGGUACAGUUGGAGCACUAUGUUAUGUUGUAUACUCGGGACUACUUUGACACAGAAGUAGGUAUUUGAAUGUAACAAAAGUCAACUUGAGUUGUAAUAUACUUUGGGGAAUCAGCUCACUACAGAUUGUGACUGUAAACAUUGUACUGUAAAUGUUUUGUAGUUUUCCCCCCAAUAAAAUUUUUGGGAAAAAAAGGUA
Pipistrellus kuhlii (Kuhl's pipistrelle) is the source of this 2959-nucleotide messenger RNA. RefSeq names its product ZFP36 ring finger protein like 2 (gene ZFP36L2). Gene Ontology annotation, molecular function: actin binding; microtubule binding; mRNA binding. Lineage: Eukaryota; Metazoa; Chordata; Mammalia; Chiroptera; Vespertilionidae. Gene Ontology annotation, biological process: actin filament polymerization. The transcript is spliced from 4 exons. The coding region runs from base 16 to 2658 and encodes 880 amino acids. Gene Ontology annotation, cellular component: actin filament; cytoplasm. The record is from RefSeq and is a predicted model, not a curated record.